Plutella xylostella (diamondback moth) is the source of this 3436-nucleotide messenger RNA. It is a transcript of the gene mus301, whose product is annotated as mutagen-sensitive 301. Lineage: Eukaryota; Metazoa; Arthropoda; Insecta; Lepidoptera; Plutellidae. The record is from RefSeq and is a predicted model, not a curated record. Gene Ontology annotation, molecular function: ATP binding; nucleic acid binding.
AUUUAGCAUUUUCAUUUUCAAUUUUAUGUGAUAACUAGUGUAAAUAAAUAAAAUUAAAAUUCAUAAAACAAUGCUUAAUAACUCAGCGUAUAAAAAUAGUUCCACUCCAAAAAGACGUCGACUUGGAACAGGUCGUGUUUUACGACAUUCGGAUACUUUGUCAAUCAAAAGUUUUAGUCCCGUUCAAUUCAGAGUUAACCAUACAUUAGCCUCACCAGUUAGAAAGUGUGAAUCACCACCGAUACCCAGCAAUCAAAAUGAAUAUCUUGAGUCAAGUAACGGCAGCUCCAACUCAAGUUACAGAAUUCCGCAGUCACCAGGCUUCUUGGAGUGUUCGUCCGACUUGAAUGGCGGUAUUUGUGAAUCAGACGAUGAAAACAAUAAAGAAAUAUUAGAUCAUAGAUUGUUUAUUAGUGAGGUCAAAGAGUUAAGUAAAUCAAGACUGAUAAAGAAUGAAAUUGAAGACAUUUCUGAUGAUAUGUUCAAUUCUAAAUUAGAAGUGCAAGAUUCAUUUACACAUAAUCAUGAGAAAAAAGCUACCUUAACAUCAACCAGCGAUAAAUGUUUUGGGAAAGAGAUUGAAGAAAGUUUUGAGAUGGUCAAUGAGUCCAUAUUAUGUGGUUCUAGUCAUAAAAAUGAUAUCAGUAAUAAUUUGUUUGAAACCAAAGAUUCCUUUCUACUCGACAUUAAAGAGACAGGGUUAGAGAUAGGAGAAAAUGGAACCAGUAAUGAAGUGUUGAAGAUGUUUGAUAACAUAAAUACAUUCUAUGGACUUCCUCUGAUGGCUAAAGACCUUUACAAAAGUCUUUGCAAUAUAACUAAGUUUUAUGAUUGGCAAGAAGAGUGUCUGAACCUAGAAGCAGUGAGACAUAGAAAAAACUUGAUCUAUGCUCUUCCAACCAGCGGAGGGAAGACACUGGUGGCCGAGGUUCUGAUGCUCAGGGAGGUGCUGAAUAGGAAACAUAAUGUGCUGUUUAUACUGCCAUUUGUGGCUAUUGUGCAAGAGAAGAUAAGCUCACUCUCCCCCUUUGCGGUUCAACUGGACUUCCUGAUCGAGGAGUAUGCGGCCGGCAAGGGACUCAUCCCACCAAAGAAGAGAAGGAAAAAGAACAGCAUAUACAUUGCCACCAUUGAGAAGGCUCUAGCUUUAGUCAGGAGUUUGAUAGAGCUCAAUAGACUUGAGGAGAUUGGACUUAUUGUUGUAGAUGAAUUGCAUCUCAUUGGAGAAGCGGGGCGCGGCAGCACACUGGAAACAUUAUUGUCUACAGUUAUUUUCGCCAACAAAGCGAUCCCGAUCGUCGGCAUGUCGGCGACCAUAGGCAACCUGCCGGAAGUGGCGUCGUUCCUCGGCGCGUCUGUGUACCAGCGCGACUUCCGGCCCGUGCGGCUCACAGAGUACGUGAAGUUAGGCAACAUGCUGUACCGGCUCAGCUACGACGGAGGCUUCGAGGUCGUGCCGCAUAGGGAGAUCAGCUUUGAUUACUCCCCAGCAGCUACAACGCUGGAUCCGGACUCGCUGGGCGGGCUGGUGGCGGAGGUGACGCCCGCCGGCUGCGUGCUCGUGUUCUGUCCCACCAAGCGGAACUGCGAGAACGUGGCCGCGCUCCUGUGCAAGAUGCAGAGGAAAGAGAUGACAAACCACCGCACUACAGAGCGCCUCCACUUGUCCAAGUACCUUCAGGGUGAAGGUUCCCACGCACUGGCGAGUUGCGUGCUGAGAGGGGUCGCCUUCCACCACGCCGGCCUGGGCUCCGAGGAGCGCGGGUUCAUUGAGCAGGCUUUUAAGUCAGGGGUUUUGUCUGUGCUGUGUUGCACAUCAACCCUGGCUGCCGGUGUGAACCUGCCGGCCUCCCGCGUCAUAAUACGCGCGCCGCUGAUUGGUCGGGCCCCGAUGACGCUGUCCGCGUACCGACAGAUGGUUGGUCGAGCUGGCCGCGCCGGACAUUGUGAUACGGGUGAAAGCAUCCUGAUCUGCAGCGAGCGCGACUGGCAGUCGUUCCGCCCGGUGCUCUCGGGGGCCAUGUCUCCCACUCGCAGCGCGUUGGGUAGCAACCGCGGCGCUUUGAGCUCGCUUUUAUUGAGUGCUGUAGCUCUGAGGUUGGCCGAUACGAGGCCGAGGCUACGAGAGCUGCUAGGAUCUACGCUCAUGAGUGUACAGGCUGAAAGCCUCAACAUUAAUAUUAACCAAAUAUGCGACGAGACAAUCCUAUCGCUUCUACAAGACGGUGCUAUAGAAGUGGCCAAGAAGACAACGCAGCCAAACGACCCGACAGACACGUCGCACCUGAUGUGUGAGGACGUCUACAUAGACAACGACACGGUGUUUGUUGUUAGCGAACUCGGAAACGCUUCUAUAAAAGGCUGUCUAGACCUAUCGUCGACUCGCUUCCUCCUCCGCGACCUAGAGGCGGCGUCGCGCUCGCUGGUGCUCAUGGGCAGCCUGCACCUGCUGUACCUGGUCACGCCGCAGGACGCCGCCGGAGUGCGCCCCGACUAUAGACACUACUACUCACUGUAUUGCAACUUCAACGACGAGUGCCUACAAACCGCCAAAGUUUUAGGUAUAACAGAGAAGAAUGCUAUAAAAAUGAUAACUGGAAAACCAAUCACCAAUGUUCCUGAAUUAGUGCUGUCAAGAUUCUAUCUGGCACUGGUGCUGUAUGACUUGUGGCAUCAAGCUGAGAUCAGCAAUGUUUGUGAGAAAUACGCGUUAUCCCGCGGCGCAGUCCAACAACUGAUGUCAUCAUCGGCCUCGCUGGCCUCAUCAGCCGCGAGGGUGUGCGCGUCGCUGCCGGCGCGCUGGGCGCUGUGCGCGCUGCUCACGGAGCUGGCGGAGCGGCUGCAGCACUGCGCCGCGCCACAGAUACGACAGCUGUGCGAGCUGCCCAAUGUCAAGAAGGCCCGAGCCCUGCAACUGUACCGAGCCGGCUUCAAGCGCGUGGAGGACAUCGCGCGAGCCAGCGUGGCCGACCUGACUGCACUCGACCAUAUCAGCCGCACCGCCGCCACCAACCUCAUCAGCACUGCCCGGAUGCUGUUAAUAGAAAAAGUUGAAAAUCUCCGGGCUGAGGCUGAAGACGUCAUGGAGGAGUUAAAUACGUGAUUUUUUGUAAAUUUAUCUUUGUAUAUUUAUAUCUAUUCAUCUGGUUUGAAAUCGGCCGUGAAAAUUAAGUAAUAGCCUGUUCCAAAAAUAAAGUAAUUACUUAAGUGUUAUUAAUCUUGUCUGUGACAAAGAAUAUAUGAGAACGUCGAGUCAAUAACAUAGAUUGCAUAUUUUGACGACUGUUAAAGUGAAAAGACUGAUAAUAUAUUAACUGAGGCUUUAGAAUAUGAAUAAAAUACUUAUAUUUUUAAUUUAUCCUAAGGGAAAAACAAGUUACUUAUCUAUGUGACCAUUAAUAGUCCAAGGAUGUUUGCAAUAAAUGAUUUAAUUAUG